Messenger RNA from Caenorhabditis briggsae, 456 nucleotides. Bases 1 to 456 code for a protein of 151 amino acids. NCBI's taxonomy places the organism in Eukaryota, Metazoa, Nematoda, Chromadorea, Rhabditida, Rhabditidae. The transcript has 3 exons. The record is from RefSeq and is a predicted model, not a curated record.
AUGUUGAUGGGAUCUCAUUUUCCAAAUACUGCUAACGACGCUAUCAAAAAUUGUACAAAACUGUACAAAGAUUCAUUGGGUGGAGUCGCCAGUGAUGCCGAGAUGACAGCUAUCAGAACAAUGUUAUUGGAAUACAGAAACUCUUUUAAGUCUAAUGAUUUUGUGGUGACGGUGGAUGGGAAAAGAACCGACACGUGUCUGAAGACACCGAAAACAAAGACCUGUAUGAGUGUGAAGGGCUUCACAUUCACCGAUCCAACAAUGACAACAUUGGAUGGAUACACAUGGAAAACCAAUUCCGGUGCACAAUCAACACCAGAUUCCAAUUGUAUUGUUCUGGUUGUGAAUGGGACAAACGAAAUUGUAGCGGAUAUUGAUAGCUGUGACACGAAAACCAGUCUUCAGCCAAUUUCAUAUCUUUGUGGGACGCCUGCAUGGACAUGGGAGGAGCCUUGA